Formica exsecta is the source of this 5095-nucleotide messenger RNA. Its product is annotated as protein slit-like. Lineage: Eukaryota; Metazoa; Arthropoda; Insecta; Hymenoptera; Formicidae. The record is from RefSeq and is a predicted model, not a curated record. Gene Ontology annotation, molecular function: Roundabout binding; calcium ion binding; heparin binding. Gene Ontology annotation, biological process: axon guidance.
UCAAGGAAAUAAUAUAUCGGUGAUAUUCAAAACAGACUUUGAGGAUAUGGCAACGCUCCACGUUUUGUUGCUAUCUAACAAUCAAAUUCACACCAUCGAGAGAGGGGCUUUUCAAGAUUUGGUGGCAGUGGAAAAGCUACGUCUAAAUAACAAUCAAAUACGCCACUUGCCCGAUCUUCUCUUUAGCAAUAUGAUGAACUUAAAACGCCUAGACCUCAGUCACAAUCAGAUUGCCACUAUAGGACCAAAGACGCUCAGAGGAGUGUCCGCUCUUAGACAUUUAUUACUUGACAACAACGUACUGACCUGCGUGGACGAAGCUUCGAUACGAGAAUUGAAAGAUUUAGAAAUAUUAAUGUUAAACAACAACAAACUCGUAACGCUCGGCAAGGAGAUGCUGAACGGUUUGUCGCAUUUGCGAACUUUGAAGCUUGCGGACAACGCUCUCGCUUGCGAUUGCCAUUUAGCAUGGCUAUCGCGUCAUUUGAGGAGUUAUCCUCGCCUAGGGCAACACACACGAUGUGCAUCUCCGGCUCAUCUCAAGGACCGCAAUCUCGCCGAUCUACAGGAGCACGAAUUCAAGUGUUCAGGCCUGGUUGAGCGAACGGGAUCGGAAUGCAGCGCUGAACCUCAGUGCCCGCAUCCUUGUAAAUGCGCUGAUGGGAUCGUCGAUUGCAGGGAGAACUCCUUGACGAAAGUGCCAACCCACCUUCCCGAGGAUACCACUGAGUUACGAUUGGAACAGAAUGGCAUUACGGAAAUUCCACCAAAGGCUUUCUCACCGUAUAGAAAAUUGCGAAGAAUUGACCUGAGUAACAACCAGAUAAAAAAAGUAGCGGCGGACGCUUUUCACGGUUUAAAGUCACUCGAAUCUCUAGUUUUGUACGGCAACAAAAUCACAGAGCUACCGGCUGGUCUUUUCCAAGGCUUGACAAAUUUGCAAUUGUUGUUGCUGAAUGCCAAUGAGAUAUCAUGCAUACGAACAGACCUGUUCAAAGACUUAACCAGUCUCACCUUGUUGUCUCUAUACGAUAACAACAUACGUUCAUUAGCUAAUGGGACUUUUGCCAAUCUGCGAAGCAUUAAAACAUUGUUCGUAUUAUCAAUGAAAAAAUUUUUUACGGACAUUUACACUAGCAUACACUUGGCGAGGAAUCCAUUCAUCUGCGAUUGCAAUUUACGAUGGCUGAGCGCGUAUCUUCACGCGCACCCUAUAGAGACAUCCGGCGCUAAAUGCGAAACGCCAAAAAGAGCGCAGAAACGGAAGAUCGAUUCGAUGCGGGACGACAAGUUCAAAUGUAAGGGUGACGAGGAGCUGUUAACAAAAAGGGCCGGCGAGUGUAUUCUGCCUGGUGCCUGUCCCGCGCCCUGUACGUGCAAUGGUGCAACGGUUGAUUGCUCUAACAAGAGAUUAACUGCGAUACCGAAGGAUCUGCCGCUUUAUACAUCGACUCUACUGUUGAGCAACAAUGAACUGGACAAGAUCAAAGCGGAUGGUCUCUUCGAGAAGCUGCCGGAGUUGCAGCAUCUGGAUCUCAGGAAGAAUAAAAUCUCUCGCAUCGAGGCGUCCGCCUUUCAAGGGGCUCACAACCUCACCGACCUGCUUCUGUCCGAGAAUAGGCUGCGAGAAGUACACAACAAGAUGUUCUCCGGUUUGUCGAGCCUUAAAACGCUGAAUCUCCACGGUAAUACCAUUACGUGUGUUAUGCCGGGAUCGUUUGAAGGAAUGCCGCAUAUACGCGCUAUCAACAUGCAAAGUAAUCCGCUAUCAUGCAACUGCUAUCUUGCGUGGUUUGCCGGAUGGCUGAGGAAACGAGAUAUAGCUGGAAUCACUGGCCGGUGUCAUGAUCCGCCCCGAUUAAAGGAUGCCAUUAUUAAAGAUAUUCCACACCAUGAGUUUAAAUGCAACAACGACAGCGUGGGUUGCCUAGGCGACGAUUACUGCCCGCCUCAAUGUAAUUGCGCGGGCUCGGUGGUGAGAUGUUCGAGGUCUCAGCUUACAGAGAUUCCGCGCGGGAUUCCACCGGAAACCACCGAGCUGUAUUUGGACGUGAACGACAUCAAGACGAUCCAGCCGGAGAGGCUGAACCACCUGAGGAUUCUCACCAGACUGGAUCUGAGCAACAACCAGAUCGGAAUGCUGUCCAACGAUACCUUCAGGAAUCUCACGAAGCUGUCGCACCUGAUCAUCAGUUACAAUAAACUGCAAUGCGUGCAGCGAAAUGCCCUCGCGGGAUUGAAAAAUCUGCGAAUAAUUUCACUGCACGGCAACGAUAUAUCGAUUAUCCCAGAGGGAGCUUUCGAAGACCUCAAGUCUAUAACGCAUCUCGCCCUAGGGUCCAACCCGCUUUACUGCGACUGCAGCAUGCGAUGGUUGGCGGAAUGGGUGAAGAAAGAUUACGUUGAGCCUGGCAUAGCCAGGUGCAUGGAACCUCCUGCAAUGAGAGACAAAUUGCUUUUGACGACACCGGCUAGUGCCUUCCAAUGCAAAACCAAGCAACAGCCAGCCGAAGUCUUGGCCAAGUGCGACCUGUGUUACACCUCGCCAUGCGAAAAUGGAGGAUUUUGCGAGGCGCUUCCGGACCGGCAGUUCCAUUGCAAGUGCACGCCAGGAUAUCACGGGGACCGGUGUCAGCAUAAAAUUGACGCGUGCUAUGGAAAUCCUUGCAGGAACUCCGGAACUUGCAAAGUACUGGAGGAAGGAAGAUUCAGUUGCGACUGCGCCCCCGGGUACAAGGGACUUCGAUGUGAGAGCAACGUCGACGACUGUGCCAACAACAGGUGCGCUAAUAACGCGACCUGCGUCGACCUCGUACAGGCCUAUCGAUGCGACUGCGCCCCAGGAUUCAUGGGAGAAUACUGCGAGGAGAAGAUACCCUUUUGCACAAAGGGGCACGACCCCUGUGAGAACGGAGGCCGAUGCGUCGAUCAUAAGACCCACUACAGCUGCGAAUGCCCGAUCGGCUUCGCCGGCCUCAAUUGUUCCACAAACCUGGAUGACUGUGUCGAUCAUAUGUGCCAGAACGGUGCUACUUGCAUUGACGGCAUAAAUAAUUAUGAAUGUAAGUGCGCGGCGGAGUAUACAGGGAGAUACUGCGAGGCUGCACCCUCGACAGCCAUGCUGUAUCCACAGACCAGUCCGUGUGCCCACCACGACUGUCAGCACGGUGCCUGCUUCCAGCCAGCUCCUGCCUCCGCCGCGGACUAUCUUUGCCAGUGCCACCCCGGCUAUACCGGAAAACGAUGCGAGUACCUGACGAGUCUGAGCUUCGUGGACAAUAGCUCGCUGGUCGAGCUGGAACCGCUACGCACGAGGCCUGAGGCGAACGUGACCAUCAUAUUCACGACCACGCAGGAAAACGGGGUUCUUCUCUAUGACGGGCAAAGCGACGGGCAUAUCGCCGUCGAGCUCUUUAAUGGGCGGGUCAGGGUUUCGUAUGACGUGGGUAAUUAUCCUACCUCGACGAUGUACAGUUACGAGAUGGUGGCCGAUGGCAAGCCUCACAUGGCGGAGCUGUUAGCGAUCAAGAAAAAUUUCACAAUGAGCGUCGACCGGGGCCCUGCCAGGAGCAUCAUCAACGACGGUCCAAAGGAGUAUCUCAAGCUUGUCACGCCGAUGUUCAUCGGUGGCGUAGCGCCGGAAGUUGCUAAAAUCGCAUUUACUGAGUUUCACCUAAGAAACACUACGAGCUUCCAAGGCUGCAUCUCCGAGAUGUGGAUCAAUCAUAAGUUGGUAGACUUCAGCAAUGCCGCAAAGAUGCAUCGCGUUACUCCCGGAUGUGCUGCUAGCGAGGAGGAGGCCGACGAGGCGAGAGAUAUUGUUGCAGCCGAGGGAAUUAACAAUAGCGGUAGUAAUGAGGAAUCCAUGCCGCAAGAACAUAUACCUCGCGAACAUUCUGAUGUCAUCAUGCCGAUAACUGGAUUGGUGCCUUCACAUGCAUGUAUCGGACACGAGUGCAGAAAAGGAUCUCAAUGCAUACCAUUGCCGUUCGGCAACGGUUAUGCUUGCCGAUGUCAAACUGGCUGGCAAGGACGAUACUGCGAGAAAGCACCAACCUGUCGCAAGGAGCAUACAAGGGAGUACUAUAGCGAGAAUGGAUGUCGGAGUCGACGACCCGUGAAGCUUGCUAAAUGUUGGGGAAGUUCCUGCUGUUUACCGCGGAAGACUAAACGGCGCAAAGUGCGAUUAAUUUGCACGGACGGCAUGCGGUACACCAAGGACGUUGACCUGGUGCGUAAGUGCACAUGCACCCGCAAAUGUUACUAGCCAGUCGACGCAUCGCGGCCCGAGUCUCGUCGACGCGCGUCGAGACGUGAAACGAGACCGAGAAGAAACCCCCGGAUCCGUAGCAACGCUUCUCGUGCUUCCAUGCGGAGAUGACGAAGGGAGCGGCAGCGGGAUGGCGAGGACCGAGAAGCUACCACACGUGCCCUCGACAUCCCUACGCGACAUCCCUCCGCGAGACGCAAGGGAGUGCGUGACGAAGUGCAGGCCAAAACGAGAUGGACACACACAUAGCCGGCUCAGUGUGAUAUGUAUUAUUAAAGAGAAAAAGAGAGAGAGAGGGAGAGAAGAGAGAAAGUGAGAAAGAGAGAGAAAGAAAGAAGAAGCAAGAUUAUAUUGUACGUAUAUAUAGCUACGGACUCUAUCGAUAUCUCGAAGCAGUUAUAAACGUAUACUAGGUAUUAUUCGUAUAUAAUGACCCGAUAUAGUUAAUAUAAAGCGAACGAAGGGGGUGACGCAAGCGCGCGCGCGGACAAUGUGUCCGUAAUAUUUGCGAUCGCGGACCGCGCACGCGGGCGCUUGCGUGUUCGUAACAUCGCGCGUACGCACGAGUGCGUGCGAUUACGUCGUUGAUUUAGCGCGGAAUGGACCUAACUGGUAAUAGGGAAUUCGCGGCGGCGUGUAAACAGGCUUCCGUAAUCUUCUUAUAGGAUCUAUACGCAUCGCAUUUUGUUUAAUACAUUUUCCCCGAUGGCGAUUAUAAUCUCCUUUAAAGUUUGGUAGAUUUUAAAAAUGUACUAAUUAUUCUUUACAAUGAAAAAAAAACAAGUUAUUUGCAAAAUAUCUUUAAAAAGAGUUUUGCGAUCAAUA